AUGGCUUUACAAGGCUUCUUCUCAUACUGGCUUCUCCCAGUCCUCUCCUCCCUAGUAUGGCUAGGCAUGCUCCUCGGCAUGCUCCUCCACUGGAUCGUCGACACCAACCGCCGGAUAUACCCGUCCAUGGGCCGCGGCGGCACAAUAGCCUACAUCAGCGACAUUGGCGCCCAGGAGCUCAAGCCGCUCUUCAUAGCCGGCUCGGUCGUCACAGUCGUCCUUUUGGAUCUGGCCUUCUUCGCUGAGCGCUGGCUACGACACCGGGGGCGGCUGGUGCGCAACCAGUCCUCCGGGGAGAGGGUGCUCGUGUGGUUGAGCAUCUUUUUUGCGGUCGUCGGUGCCGCGGGAUUGAUUUUGCUGUCUAUUUUUGAUACCUGGCGCCAUAAGAGGCUGCAUGAUGUGUUUCUGCUGCUUUUUAUUGGGGGGUAUUGGCUGUCUGCUGUGUUUACGUGCUGGGAGUAUCAGCGACUUGGAAUCAAGAACCGAGAACAUCGGAUACUACGGUCGUCUUUCUGGAUUAAACUCACCUUUAUUCUGGUGGAGUUUGUUCUCGCGAUUGUGUUCAUUGCCACCAACUUUACGCACCAGAACAAUGUGGCUGCCAUUUUUGAAUGGGUCAUCGCAUUCAUAUUCACCUUUUACGUCGCCUCUUUUAUUAUUGAUCUUAAGCCUGCCGUCCAUACAAAGAGCCAUUCUGCGAGAUUUGAGAAGCCUCAUCUUAUGGAGGAUGGGUUGCAUGCAAAUGGUCAUCAUGACGUCAACGGGAAUGGCUACGUCGUCGACAGAAUGCCGCUCAUUUUUAAAUUCAAAAUCCAAGAAAAAGGCACAAAAUAA
This is a messenger RNA of Pochonia chlamydosporia 170, 834 nucleotides long. Its product is annotated as FK506 suppressor Sfk1. Bases 1 to 834 code for a protein of 277 amino acids. Gene Ontology annotation, cellular component: plasma membrane. Lineage: Eukaryota; Fungi; Ascomycota; Sordariomycetes; Hypocreales; Clavicipitaceae. The transcript has 3 exons. The record is from RefSeq and is a predicted model, not a curated record.